AUGCAAUUAACUCCUAUCCUCAUUGGCGCCCUCUUUGCUUCCGGCCUACACGCCGCACCCGCUGCCGGCGCCGGGCAGAGCGCAAUUGACGGGAACGUGAUAUUCAAGCGGUCGGGCCAGUUGUGCAGAGUCCUCGCGGACGAAGUCAAUUGCCGCACCGGGCCUGGCACAAACUACAAAAGUAUCGUGCGAAUCUCCAAUUCCUGGACACGCGGGUACUAUUUCACCUGCGUUAAGUCGGGCCAAUGCAUUACCUUGAACGGCGCCGUCAACUGUGGUUGGGAUUACCUUGAGGAGGAGGGAUGUUAUGUGAACGGCCACUAUACUGACGGCUCCUGCACUCUGGCGAAGCUUGGGCGCUGUUAA
Messenger RNA from Penicillium bovifimosum, 366 nucleotides. RefSeq lists its product as uncharacterized. The record is from RefSeq and is a predicted model, not a curated record. Lineage: Eukaryota; Fungi; Ascomycota; Eurotiomycetes; Eurotiales; Aspergillaceae. The transcript has 3 exons. The coding region runs from base 1 to 366 and encodes 121 amino acids.